AUGUCGGGAAUAAUCCAUAAAAUAGAGGAAAAACUUCAUGGCGGAGGACACGAGGGAGAAACUAAGCAUCAAACGACAUCGAGCGACCAUAAGGAUCAUCAAAACACCGGACAACAUAAAGAUGGGAUGAUGGAGAAUAUUAAGGAUAAAAUUCAUGGCAGCGAUAGUCAUAACAAAGGCGAGAAAAAUAAGGAAAAGAAGAAGAAGGAAGGACAUGAACGCGGCAAGGGACAUGGUCAUGACGGUGGUAGUAGCAGCAGUGAUAGCGAUUAA
Molecule: messenger RNA, 273 nt
Organism: Impatiens glandulifera
Lineage: Eukaryota; Viridiplantae; Streptophyta; Magnoliopsida; Ericales; Balsaminaceae
Product: protein SRC1-like
Exons: 1
Coding region: 1-273 (90 amino acids)
Molecular function (GO): metal ion binding
Source: RefSeq, a predicted model, not a curated record